GCGGGCGCGUUCCCGUUAGCUGCAGGGGUGUGGUAGAUUCAGCGGCUUGCGUAAUUCAUCCGCAUCGUUGGAAAAGGAAGUGCAGCCAUGAUGCAGGCUCUCAGAGACCGGUUCGAGAAGUUCCUCAAAGAGAAGAACCUGCUGACGGACGUUCUGGCCAAAGUGGAGGCUAAAACCGGAGUCAACCGGACCAUCAUCGCUUCCGGUGUGAUCCUGAUCAUCGCCGUUUACCUGGUGGUGGGAUACGGAGCCUCCCUGCUGUGUAACCUGAUCGGAUUUCUGUAUCCUGCGUACAUAUCGAUUAAGGCCAUUGAAAGCGCCACCAAAGAUGACGAUACCAAGUGGCUGACCUACUGGGUGGUGUACGGGGUCUUCAGCGUGGCUGAGUUCUUCGCAGACAUCUUCCUCUCCUGGUUCCCAUUCUACUACAUCGGAAAGUGUGCCUUCCUGGUGUGGUGCAUGGCCCCAACUCCCUCCAACGGAUCGGUCCAGAUUUACAACCGCAUCAUCCGACCGUUUUUCCUCAAGAAUGAAUCUAAGAUCGAUGAUGCGAUGAAGAACCUGAAGGACAAAGCAUCUGAAGCUGCUGACAAAAUGAAAGAUGAAGCCAAGAAAGUCACCGCAAACAUCAUGUUUGAGGAGAAGAAGAGCUCCUGAGAAGGAGGCGUAACCUCAGAGUCAACUCCGGAUGCAGAAGAAAUGAGGCCUUGAAUGUUUGUUUUUCAGUAAUCAGGUUUAGUGUGAAACCUUCAGCUUCAUGCCAGCUGUAUUUCAUGUUACAUCACAGUUAAAAUCCCUUCACAUGUUUGCUUCAUCCUUUAAGUGCUCUCAGACAUGCAGCCUGUACCGUCAACCAAAUAAAAUCUAACAGUCUCA
This is a messenger RNA of Melanotaenia boesemani (Boeseman's rainbowfish), 876 nucleotides long. It is a transcript of the gene reep5, whose product is annotated as receptor accessory protein 5. The transcript is spliced from 5 exons. The coding region runs from base 88 to 657 and encodes 189 amino acids. The record is from RefSeq and is a predicted model, not a curated record. Lineage: Eukaryota; Metazoa; Chordata; Actinopteri; Atheriniformes; Melanotaeniidae.